Messenger RNA from Austrofundulus limnaeus, 4016 nucleotides. RefSeq names its product protein CYR61. The record is from RefSeq and is a predicted model, not a curated record. Gene Ontology annotation, molecular function: integrin binding; heparin binding. Gene Ontology annotation, cellular component: extracellular region. The transcript has 5 exons. Lineage: Eukaryota; Metazoa; Chordata; Actinopteri; Cyprinodontiformes; Rivulidae. Gene Ontology annotation, biological process: cell adhesion; signal transduction; positive regulation of cell migration. Bases 210 to 1397 code for a protein of 395 amino acids.
AGGAGGCGCGGCUUCCAGAAAAAAACACGAGCCUGCUUUAUAAACAACUCUCAAACGUAGAGCGAUAAAAAGUAGUGAUGAAGGACGCAUAAAGCUCAAUUUGGUAUUGGAUUUAUUCCUUGUGGACAAACAAAACGGUGUUUGAGGAUUAUUUUUCUGUGUAUUAGACCGUUUAUUCUCAUCUUCCAUGUGAACCAGCUGACAGCAUCAUGGGACURCUGUUAUUAUUCGCUAUUUUAGGAGUGACGACCGAAUUGGUGACAGCUGACUGUCCGGUGGUGUGUCAAUGCCCGGCGGUGCCCCAAUCCUGUCUUCCUGGAAUAAGUUUGGUCCCUGAUGGCUGUGGCUGCUGCAAGGUGUGUGCYGCACAGCUAAACCAAGACUGCCAUGAGGGACAGCCGUGUGACCACCAUAAAGGCCUGGAGUGCAACUAUGGCAAUGAUGUGAGCCGCACCCAUGGCAUCUGCAGGGCAAGGGCAGAUGGUCGCUCCUGCGAGUACAAUGGCCAAAUUUAUCAAAACGGCGAGAAUUUCCGAGCUGGCUGCAAGCACCAGUGUACCUGCAUCGACGGAGCUGUUGGGUGUGUGUCCCUUUGUCCCAGCCAUGUGCCCUUGGCUUCCCCUUCCUGUCCAACCCCGCAGCUCGUCAAAGUGCCCGGCCAGUGCUGCCUCAGCAUCGACUGCCACAAGGGAACCACUGUUGUACCCCCGGCUCAUGGCCGACCCCAACCUCCUGCCUACCCACAUUACCCCUUCAUUCCUUACCCAGCCUAUCCCUACCAUAAGCCUUAUCCAAAACUUUACCGCAAGUUGUACCCUUACAAACCCAAAAAGGAGAAGAGUGUCCUGGGCAACGAACUGUUAGAGUUUGAGCGCAAAUGGGACAAGCCACUUGGAGACAAACACCUGACAGCCUGGAACAAGUUUGGAGAUCACUGUACAGUUCAGACCACGUCCUGGUCCGAGUGUUCCCGUAGCUGUGGGAUGGGCGUUUCCUCUCGGGUCACCAACGACAACGUUCGGUGUAAGAUGAUGAAGGAGACACGACUUUGCAACAUUCGGCCUUGCAGCUCCAUGUCCAUCCCCGUUAAGAAAGGAAGGAAGUGCUCUCCUACCCACAAGGCCCCGGAGCCACACCGUUUGUCCUACUCGGGCUGCAGGAGCACCCGCCUGUACAGGCCCAACUACUGCGGAGUCUGCCGAGAUGGCCGCUGCUGCUCCCCCCGUCGCACUCGUACGGCCAGCGUGACCUUUGUCUGCCCCCACGGAGAACACUUCAGCAGGUCCGUGAUGUUCAUCCAGUCCUGCAAGUGCAGCGACGAGUGCGACCACCUCAAUGAGGCCGCCUUGCCACCCCAGCGGUGGCUCUACGGAGACACGCACAAAUUCAAGGACUAGUGGUGUCACAGAGCGUGCCCUACUUACAUUCCUCCAUGACAAGUAUAAAAUACCCCUUCAGUAGCAACGUCAGUUUUAGAGUAGCUGCCUAGUGUGCCUUGCAGUGUUCACACAUCAGAACAGCUUUUCUAGAAGAAUAUUUGGGAAAAAGUAGUAAAAGAAGGCUAAAACCUCAUAAGCAGAUGGCCAGACUAAGACAUGGACGCAAUAAUUCAUCAUGUUUCUGCCACGCUCCAAUUGCUCGAUAAACUCUGGGACUUGACGGAGUGAAAGGGCAGGAGCAGAGACAAAAACUUUGCCUUGUAUUAUACUUCUUGUCUCGUGAGAGUUGCUGAAGGAUAGAUGCUACUAGCUGAUAGAAAACUGGUUUUAUAACAAACCAGCUGAACGUAUAGACAAUAAGGAUUCUUGUAGAGGACUUGACAAGAACGGGCCUUUGGGAAGACUUUUUUUUUAAGUAUUUAUUUGCUGAUAUUUAUUGUCAGGACACCUUGGCUUGCUACCAGGAUGUGUUGGCCUUGCUGCAGUACAUCUGGAGCAUGGUCAUGGCUAAACACGGAUCUGAGAAGGACUAAUCACAGUGGAAGACUGAAGGGGAACUGCCACACUGAUCUAGAACUUGUCAAAUCCACCAGUCGUAUCUAAUGAUGGAUGAUGAAGACUUGAAGAAAAGCGGAGUUGAGGAUUUGUAAAACUUGGGAGAAAAAUGUAGACAAAAUGCUGUUUAUACGGCUGGACCCAUCUCCUGCCUUGCCUCAACAAGAYGACUUUCAGCAAAGCACCAGAAGAACAACGCCUGUGAUUCUGGCGUCAAGCAGUCGACCACCUAAUUCUGUGCAAAUUACAUUCUCCGAGAGGCAGCGAGAGCGAAUCAGCCCCCCUCUUCUCGGUUUUGCUGUAAAAAUAAGAUCUGAAAACUGUGCGUGUGAUGAGGUAAACAUGUAAUUUGUGAGCUUGUGGGCGGAACAGCUUCAGAGCUUUAACUGGCCUGUAAUCGAGCGGCACGGCACUGAAACAAAACAAGAAGUCGAGUCUUUUCACGUUAAAGAGGUGUCUGUUCCCGAAAUGUGCUGAGUCGACUGUCAAGGCAAAGAAAAGCUUUGUUUUGACUAAAGCAACAAACUUUUGAAGAACUUCGUUAUAAGUGGAGGUUCUGCUUGAUUCUUUGAUUUCUGCGCCUUGGAUGAUGACUAAAGCCAGACAUCUUCUAACUGGUGUAUGGAUUAGAUGGAGCACCUCUGAAACCUUCACUUCCCUCCAAAAAACCCUGAACCUUACAGAGAUAGACAAUUUGUUGAAUUUGGAGAUGCUGUGGUUUUGUGAGUUUAAAGGGACAUYAUAGAGCAGCUGUGUACAGAUAUCUGUAACUUCUUUGUUCUACCAUAUAAAAACCCAUCAUUUAAUGGUUAAAGUGCAUUUUGAUUAUUCUGAUCCUUUAUUGGCAUCAUUUGAAAGUCCAAUUGCCUGACACUUUUAUGCCGACUAUAGAUCAUGGCUCGACACAUUAAAAGAAUGAUGAGGCUACAAGMAGUUUUCUCACUUUUCUUGGAAGUUCGUAUUUGUUUUUCCAUUUUUGUUUCUGAAUAAAGAAAAUUUCACUCUGAAUGAGUUGGAUAUUUAGGGGAAAGAAAUUAAUCUAUUGUGGAUAAAAAGCAGUUACAAUGUACAGCCAAUAUCAAAUGUUAAAUACGCUACCAGUGGCACAGUAGCGUCACCUUGGUAAUUACACACGUCUCUCACUCUGACAGUAUUCUAAAUAAGACAGGCAGAGAAGAAAAUCAAACCUCAAAUGCUGUAAGAAGUGACAGAAGCACCUGGUAGCAUGUAAAUUUUUGUCUUGUGUGAAGUAUUAUGUUUACUUUUCAGGUUUGAAGAGAAAACUGAACUCAGACACAAGGGAAGUCAGUGGGUUUGGAUGUAUGCACUUAAGUGUUUUAGAAAGAAAUCUUUAGAUAAAAAUAAACUGGGCUAAAGACAUCAAAAUGUCUACAUUUUUAUGUCUAUGUAUAAAUUGUAUUGACAAUGCUGUUCAUAUGAAAAUGUGUCAAUYUUGAGAUUUUUGGAAAUGUACAUUUUCCUGCAACCAAAAACAGAGUUCACUAAUCCUGAUCGAUUUCAAUGCGUUCUUUUUUCUCAAAAACCUUAAGGGAACCCAAAUUUUAAACCAUGACUGAAAUGGUAGCAUAGACAAAUGGUUUUGUCCCCUUAAAUWUUCCAUUUUAGAGCCAGAAAUUAUUGAAAYUACACCRCAAAAAUGUAUCCAUCKAACCAAGUCUUACAAUCUUAUSUCAGCCAAAAUGUAUUUUUAACYUUGUUUUGAGACAAAYAUAUUUUCCACAAUUUAUGCUUUUAGGCAUUCAGUUCAAUAKUUUAAUUUUAACCAUUUAGAUGAUUUAACAAUGCACACCAAAAUACCAAGAGAUACAUGUAAGAGUUAUCUUUAUACAGUGUGUUUCGGUCAUGUUGCUUCACCGAAACUCACCACUAAGUAUCUACUCUGUCAAUAUAGAAGGCAUUCCUGUAGAAAGUUAUUUAAAAAGCUGCCAUGUGUGUAAAAUUUCUCAAAGUCCAUUAUCUGACAAAAUCUUUUUGCACUGGGGGCAAAAAAAAAAAAAAAAA